AUGUCUUUUCUGAGUCCUGUCUUCACGUUGGUGAUUUUCAAACUGAUGCAGCGAUGCAUGACUCCAGAACUCAUUGGAAGCACAACAUUCUUGUUCUUCAUAGCUCGGUGCUUCAUCAAAGCCUUCGCCGUAAACGAUUUUAUGAUUUACGUCUCUGGAGUUAUUGGUUCUCCUGGUCUGUUAUCUUUUGCCAUGAUCCGUACUAUUGUGUCCCACCUGACUGAUCCAUCAGAACAAGGUUCUGUUUUUGCUGGUCUGGGCACAGUGGAAGCUUUAUGUGGUAUGACCAGUUCAGUCAUGUUGAACACAAUCUAUGCUCAUACGCUUUUGUGGAUGAAGGGAUUUGUAUUCAUUGUGGUUGCCAUUAGUUGUCUUAUCCCAGCUUCACUUCUCUUAACACUUCAUUUUGUGAACAAGAAAGAAAAGAAGACAAAUAUCGAAAUCUCUCUUGAUACAAAUACUACUACAGAUUCAUCCAAUAUCAAUACUGAGGAACAAGCAACAGUAACACCAGCAGUGAAUGAAGCUUAUGACCCGGAUGUAAAGCUAAGUAUUUUUUUAUGGGUCCUAAUCAUCACAUCUGGCUCAUGA
This is a messenger RNA of Acanthosepion pharaonis, 591 nucleotides long. The record is from the annotation of a GenBank genome assembly. Lineage: Eukaryota; Metazoa; Mollusca; Cephalopoda; Sepiida; Sepiidae.